AUGGCAACAGAAUACAUGAGCGGCGUAUGGAAGGACGGCAUUUUUAAGGACCGAGUAAUUUUUGUGACUGGUGGUGCUGGCGAUAUCUGCAGUGCUCAGACAAAAGCCAUCGUCCACCUCGGUGCCAAUGCCUGCAUUAUCGGCCGCAACGUCGAGAAGACUGAGAGGGUUGCUAGGGAAAUCGCCCAGGUUCGGCCAGGUGCCAAGGUUAUCGGCAUUGGAGCUGUCGACGUUAGAAAGUUUGAGGAUCUCAAGAAGGCUGCAGACCGCUGCGCGAGCGAGCUGGGCGCCAUCGACUUUGUGAUCGCCGGAGCGGCGGGCAAUUUUGUGGCGCCCAUCUCGGCCCUGACGCCCAACGGGUUCAAGUCGGUCAUCGACAUCGACACCAUAGGCACCUUCAACACCAUCAAGGCGACGAUGCCGCACCUGGUGGCCUCGGCGUCGCGGAAUCCGAACCCCAGCCCGACAGGGCAGACGGGAGGGCGCAUCAUCUACGUCUCGGCGACUUUCCACUACACGGGCGUGCCGCUCCAGGCGCACGUCUCGGCAGCAAAGGCGGGCGUCGACAGCCUCAUGGCGUCGGUGGCGAUUGAGUACGGCCCGUUGGGCAUCACGAGCAACGUCAUCUCCCCCGGUGGCAUUGAGGGGACCGAGGGCAUGGAGCGCCUGUCCAGCGGCGAAGUCAACAAGGACCCCAAGCUGGGCGCGGCUGGGGUCCCGACCGGCCGCUGGGGAACCAAGCGCGACAUUGGCGACGCGACCGUCUUCCUCUUCAGCGAGGCGGGCAACUACGUCAACGGCCACUGCCUGGUGGUUGACGGUGCCGCCUGGAGGGGUACCAACGCGGGCGUCGGUCUGGACCCGGGCAUGCGGUACCCCGACUUUAUCAUCAGCGGAGAGUUUUCCAAGAAUAUCAAGUCUGGAAGGAAGUCGAAGCUUUGA
Messenger RNA from Pyricularia oryzae 70-15, 942 nucleotides. Its product is annotated as sporulation protein SPS19. The coding region runs from base 1 to 942 and encodes 313 amino acids. The record is from RefSeq and is a predicted model, not a curated record. The transcript is spliced from 3 exons. Lineage: Eukaryota; Fungi; Ascomycota; Sordariomycetes; Magnaporthales; Pyriculariaceae. Gene Ontology annotation, biological process: fatty acid catabolic process. Gene Ontology annotation, molecular function: 2,4-dienoyl-CoA reductase (NADPH) activity.